Penicillium oxalicum is the source of this 2775-nucleotide messenger RNA. RefSeq names its product transcription factor domain-containing protein. Gene Ontology annotation, biological process: DNA-templated transcription; regulation of DNA-templated transcription. Gene Ontology annotation, molecular function: DNA-binding transcription factor activity, RNA polymerase II-specific; DNA binding; zinc ion binding. The transcript has 3 exons. The record is from RefSeq and is a predicted model, not a curated record. NCBI's taxonomy places the organism in Eukaryota, Fungi, Ascomycota, Eurotiomycetes, Eurotiales, Aspergillaceae. The coding region runs from base 1 to 2775 and encodes 924 amino acids.
AUGUCGCCAGAUCCAGAGAAACCCAAAAAGGGCCCACGGAAGCACGUUACCACCGCCUGUGUGCCAUGCCGGGAGAGUAAAAUUCGGUGUGAUGGCUCGACCCCCGUUUGUCAGAAUUGUCAGCGAAAGGCUAAGGAAUGUAAAUACCAACAUGGAGACGACAAACGAAAAGUUUCGCUGCGGGCUGCAACAGAGCUCUUCUCGGCGAGGGUUGAUCAGUUGACGCAGUUCAUAUAUGAUCAGGGGCUUCAGCCUCCGCCGAUGCAGGCCGAAGAUGAAGUCGCCCUCAACCGGGUUCUUGAGACCCUUGAAAUCCCACGAGCUAACAUCAAAAGCAACUGUUCUUCAAGGAAAGGGGGCCAUGGAAGCAACGCGGCAAAGCCGUCCAUGGCUUCAGAUACGCAUCCCAUGCAUAGUUCGCCCGCUACUACGACCCCUGGCAGCCAGCCCGAGGACCAGUUCCGGCAUUUGUCGCCCGGUUCGGGCGCUGCAGGUACCGCAUCCCCCAAAGAGGAUGUCUCUCAACAGCGUCUGCCAUCAAUGGUGCCAUGGAGUCCGUUCGGGAUAGUUCAGGGGGCGCCUGAGAGCCAAAGCUUCGUACAUUGGGGAUUUACAUUGCCAACUGCUGAAAGUUUGGACACGAUCUAUGCCAAUAUCAAUCAGGCCGGGCUUCGGAGUCAGACAGGAUUGAGCUUGGAAAAUUAUCAAGCACCCAUGCAGCAACAACCGCAAGCAACCGCCCUUCCAACGUCGCAUGAUCGGGAUCACGAGUCCGACAGUGAUGAGGAAAAUGAGGCCGAGAACGACGUGAUUGAACAGCUUUCACAUCGCAUUGGAACCCUCAAGCUUGCCGGAGACGGACAUUUGCGAUUCUACGGCGCGACUUCAAACCUGAAUCUUGUCGAUGUCUCGGCAACACAACAGCGCCAGCGGCCGGAUGCCCGGACAGUGCGCCACGAUGGCCAAGACAUCUUGAAUCACCUUCGAGUUGGGCAGCCUGUUGAUCAGGCAUUGGAGGACCAUUUGAUCGAGCUUUUUUUCACGUGGCAUAACCCGAGCAUCUACGUGGUAGACAAAGAGAUGUAUAUGACCGCGAGACACAGGUGGCGAAACGAGUAUGAGGACACGCCCUUUUACUCGGAGGUACUCACCAACGCAAUGUGUGCCAUUGGCAGCGCUUUUGAGGCUCGAUAUCACCCGACCUUUAUCACUUUCCCCAAGUCUCUGGCAGAGUUUUUUGCCGACAGGGCCAAGGCCUUGCUGGAAAUCGAACUUGAUUCCCCCUGUGUGGCUACCGUGCAGGCUCUAGUUCUUAUGAGUUCUCAUGAGGGAGCCUCCAAUCGCGAUGCUCGUGGCUGGCUGUACAGCGGAAUGUCGAUGCGACUGACCUUUGACCUCGGUCUGCAUCUUGACAUGACCUCGUAUGUCAAUCAAGGCGACAUGAGUUCCCAUGAGGCUGAUGUCCGACGAGCUGCCUUCUGGGGUAGUUAUAUCGCCGACCAUUUCUGGGGAUUCUACCUUGGUCGACCGUUUCGCAUGAAUGCGGGAGAUGUGAGCGUUCCCAAGCCCGCGUCGGGCCUUGAUGCAGAAAGGGAUAGCACCUGGCGUCCCUAUGGACUGCAAGCGAGCUCUGAUAUCGCAGCACAAGGGCUGCGGAAUCCGGCUGAGCUGAUCAACCGACAAUUCGUUAUUCUCUGGGAGAUGGUGUCUCCAGUGGGUCACAUAUUAUACGGAUGUUCCGACAUCUCGAGGCACGACCUUCAAAGGAUCACCUUCCAGGUCACAGAGGACCUUUUCGCCUGGAAAGCUAACCUCCCUUACAUGCUGCAAGUUGACUUGGACGACGACUCAACGCCCAAGCUGCCCCACUUGCUCAUGUUGCACAUGCAGUACCACCAAAUUAUCAUCUUCUUUCAUCGCCCAUGGGUUUCGAAGAACUACAUUCAACCGCGAAGCCCACGUCAAGGACCAGGGUACCAUCAUGCCCGGCGCAUGUGCAUUGAGUCCGCCACGGCCGUCGCCCGCCUGCUGCACAUUUAUGAAAAACACUAUACAUUCCGUCGCAUGAACAACCAAGUCGUUGCGAUCAUCUUUAGCGCGGCCCUCAUGCUCCUCUUCGUGACCGUAUCUUCGUCUUCGAUAACGCCGUCCAAGUCUGGUGAAUCCCGCACUGCCCAUCCCGGUAACGCAGAGAUGAUCGCUUAUCUGAACCUUUGCUUUCGUGCGCUUGAUGAGCUGGGUCAAUCGUUCGAAAAUGCAAAGCGCACUCGCGACUAUCUUGUCACCCUGCAGCGACGCUGGCAAGCACACAUGCGCCGCACCGGUUCUGCUGCCAAAAGACAGAUCAGCAGUCCAAACCUACCGUCCUUGACCGUAAAGCCAGCGUCCUUGCACGGUGCUUCAAGCCACGAUGCUGCAAGGAAACGGACGCGACUUGUUGAUCAUUCUUUGCAUCAAUCAAGAGCUCACGGCCCGUCGGUUUCCUUGGCUGGCCGGGAAUCCUUCCCAGCUGGCCCUCAAUAUUCAGUUGACCCACAUCAAGCCUUUCAGCAGACUUCUUAUCCUUUGACCCAGGGGCGGCAGGUGAAUGAGCAGCUCGACUGGAUUCAGCAUUCAGAUAUGAACGUCAUGUCUAGUGUCUCCGACAAUCGGACUCCGCCUCAAGCGGUGGAUUCUCUAUCACAGGCUCAGUUCCAUGAAUAUUCCAGCAUGCUGCCAGACCUGGGAGACAUUGAAGGCUGGUGGAGUCCACCGCAUGAGACGCCCGGAAUAUGA